GGUCCCUUCGAUGUUUACUGUGACCAAAAUACAGCCGGUGGGGGGUGGACAGUGUUCCAAAAGAGACUGGACGGCUCGGUUGAUUUCUACCUCGGUUGGGACGACUACAAACGAGGCUUUGGAAAUCUGAAUGGCAAGUUUUGGCUUGGACUGGACAAGAUUCACCGCCUGACAAAAGAACGAAGCAGGCUUCAUGUGGAUCUUGAAGACACAACUGGAAAAACAGCUUACACUGAAUACGACUUUUUUGGUGUUUCAAGUGAGAGAAGCAAAUACAAGGUGAGUCUUGGAACAUACUCCGGUAAGUCUUGUAAGCAGUUGCAAAAAGAAAUAAUCGAGAUGUAAGUUUUUAUGAAUUGUUUUGUGACGGAAAGUUUUUCCUUUUGGAACGAAUUAAAGGUUUUGCGGGAAACGGUGCCUAACUCUCGAUGAAACUGACAGAAACUAGACUCAAAUGGCAACUCGCUUGCGGGGAAGAGCCGUCACUUCACUCUUCGGGAUCAAACCCGCACUAACUGGUACAGGUAGUAGAUAAAACAAAACUGAACUUUGGUUCCAACAAUGUUUAUUCUUCUCGGUACAUCAACUACACUGUAGCAAUCAACUCUGGUUAUACUUGGCGAAGUAAUCAGUAAUCCAUCCGUGACGUAAUCGAAAAAUAGUAAAAACUAGCCUGGUUGCUUAUGUAUGACGUCUACAACAACCAUUUAAGACAAAAUUAGCACAACAGAAAUGUUAACAGAAAUUUCUUACAGGUAAAUGAAUACUAAAAGCAAAAUCUAUUUUUCACCUGAAGUCUUUUGCUACUGUUACUAUUUUGAGAAGUAAAACUACUAAAACCAGGUCAGCAAAACAGCGAUUAUGUACGAAGUAUUAGAGUAUAAACUGUGAAUCGCACCAAUGACAUUACGAGUCUUCAUAGCCAGCAACAUCGUCACAACUUAAGGUGAUUCCUUAGUAAAAGAACCUAACAUAGAUUGUAGAUGAAACUUGGUACACUGAUGUAACAAGUCAUGAAGAUGAUAAAAAAGUAAUAAAAAGUGGGGGUCACCGUGCUCGUUUUGACGUCACAAUGCUGAUAAAUACGGCUAUUUUUGGACCCUUUGACAAAAACCGCGCGCAGCCCAAAACUAGACAAAAAGGAGAGAUUUUUUCGAUGAUGCAUGUGGUAUCGCACAGAAUUUGACUUUAUUGUAUUGUUUAUCCACUUACAUACCAGAAAAAUGUCUUUUAAUGCUCCUGUUUUUACUUUACGCCCCAAAGUAGAAUUGAGUUGGACAAUUUAGUAAAAUUGCCAAGAAACUGAACAUAGAUUUGUGCCAAUUUUUUUCUCAACGAAAGGAAGCACUGUCCUUAUUUAAAUCAUGAAAUAAAAAACGGGGGCCACCGUACUCGUUUUUGCGGUAGAGCUGCAGAAAGUGCACAUCAAAUGCCUUUUCUCCGAUUUUUGAGAGAGGACUGGGGCGAGUUUCAAAAUAGAAUGUAUGUGCAGCAACACGCGUACUGCUUACGUUAUGCACAUUCCCAACACAUUGAGUGUCACCUCGGCAAGAAACAACCGCAAGUAAAAAUUCCAAUAGCAUUUCUCUUCAGUCAACUUCAUUUUAAUAAUGUUACUUCACAUGCUGUUUUUUACGUCGGCCAUCUUGUUAUGCGCAGUAAGAGAUGCGCAGUGCAAAACCAGGGAAUCACCUUAAUUAACAGACGACCAAUAACAAUACACAGCAAUUAUGGAGUCACUCUUGGUGUUAAAGCUAUAGGCCUCAGUUCUUUGAUGGGUAGCUUUUCAUAAAUGAGGCAGUCAAAUUUUCCGUGGCACUUCUUGAGAACGCGAAAUUGGCCCUCAUUAAGAAGAUUUUUGUCUCCGUGAGCUUCUUUUAUUCUUCUGAAUACUUGUGUUCGGCAAUGCAUUAAUGAAGGUGUCAGGCUGUGUAGCCAACAUAGUCUGCAUCACACAGAUCACAUGCAAAUUUGUAAACAACGCAAUGCUGACUUACAAUACUUGGCUUAAUUCCUUUUUGGCUUAAGAUCUUGCUCCAAUUUUUUGCUCGCAAAAAUAGGCUGUAAAGUGACGGCAAUCUUAUUGUUGAGACCACGUAAUUGCAUACGGACUGCGUUAGCGGCUAUCCGGAUCUUUGAAGGAAAGAACUACUCUGAUCGUGUUGACAUCAUCGGUUUUCCUUUGUGACUUAUAUUUUGAAUAAACAUAUUAAUGGUGGAAUUUAUGAGGGCAAUUGGAUAAUCAAGUCGGUAGAAGAUAGAUCGUAACUUGGCACAUUCCUCAUUGAAGGCUUCUGUCGUAGAUGACAGAAUUCCCAAGUAUGCUUAGAUGAAUGUCUAAAUCUGUGAUUUAAUCAUUUAACUAGGAUCAGCCUGUAGGAUGAAGCGAAUUUCGAGUUUACCACAUGUUAUAUUUUGUCAUCGAAAAUGAGUAAUGCACUAAGUUUUUGUUAUCGCGUCAUUUUUGAAUCAUUUCAGUUCGACGAGUCUCGCUAUUUCCUUGAAAAUAUGUUCUAGUGAAAGAAAAAGAUUUGUUAUGCGUGUUAAUGGCAAGUGGCCAAUCUACUCCGUGCGGCUAUUUAGCGAACGCGAGGAAAGUUGAUGUUACAUUAGCAACUUAGACCAUUCUGAGACCCCGAGCUCGAACUUUUUCUGCCAAAUAAAAGACUUUCGGCGGGAACAAUUUGCAUCACGUUUCUUAUCUCUAGAACUAUCAAUCGACAAGAAAUGAAAGAAAUCGAUUUUUUAACUCUUGCCACGAAAUCAGGAUUUUAUUGCUCUAUUUCAGUUUUCUGGUCGUCGCUCUUAAAUAAAAUCAACUGCAUGCAUGAAACUAAAAACACCGGGGACGCUUCUGGUUAUGUCACUUUGAGGGUCUUGUAAGAAGAUGCAAAAUGUUAAUUUCUUUAACUGUUUUGUCACAAUCCUUUGUGUCUGUGUCAACUACAAUACAAAAAGCUUCGCGUGCAAGGUAUUCAGUCUUAGACCACGAACGUUUAUUCAUAUCUCCGUUGGUAGUGUCCUCGUCAAUGAAUUUUUUUUCACAUUUUGAGCCAGGACGGACUGAUAACUGAAUGAUCUUAAUAUCUAUACUUUGAAGAUUUUGAAUGAUUUUUUUUCCAAAUAUUGUCUUUCGUCUAUUUGCAAACUAAUAUUUUGACUGUUUGAUGAUUCGAGAUGAUCAGUUCAAUUUGUAUCUGCAUAAUUAUCAAACACAUAGUCACUCAGCAGCAUUAUCUUCUCGACGUUCACUGAGUCUGAAACUAAAUAGAACCGUUGCUUCGAUGCUACCAUCACACAACCUGCCACCAGGCGUAGUUAGCAUCCCGCUCGUGACAGAAUCAAAUUGUAGGACAUGAGUGAACUGAUGGUAAUUUGACGAUUGUCUUUUCUGACGUUAAGAGUUCCGUGCUUGUAUUGUGCAAAUAAGCUCCGGGCGCUCAAACUUGAAAACUCGACUUGUCUGUUACUUGGCAGUCCAAUUUCACAAUAAACUUUAGUUACGCUGACUCAUUCUCCUUUAAUACAGUCGUGGUGAUACCAGUUGAACUUAAUGACAUUUGGUUCGCGUCGAUUUAGGAAUGAUCGUGUGUAAGCUUCGACGUAGUGUCUUGACUCUAGUUUGCGCAUUUCUGGUGAUAGCUACGCUUAACGCCAGAAAUGCAAGUGGCACUACAGCGCCUAACGACUCUGCAGUUCAAGCAGCUUCCAAAUGUCAUAACAUGUACACUUACAACAGUUUUUACGCCGGAGCGAACAAGAAGAUAGAAGCCCUGCUUCGCGAAGUUAAAAGUGAGCUGAGCGAGAUUCGAGAAGAGAUCAAAUCCAUGAAAGAAAACAAAACGAGUGACAAAGGUAUAUUCCAAUUUCAUAUUCAUUUUCAAUUAUCUUGACAAGGGAAGCAAAGCUUAUAGCAUUUCGUCUUCGAUUCAUCCUCCUAGGGUACAUAAUUUUAUUUUCGAAAAGACAGAUCAAUAAGUUAAAAGAAUUUUUAAUUUCCGCUGUCCCUUUUUCAGGGGCACCCAACGACGGUUUACUCCUAAAUGCAUUGGAGAGUCUAUUUAGGCUAUCCAGAUUAUUUUAGAUCUCUACAAAUGAAUUCUAAGCCGGUGGCGCUAUAAAAUUUGUAUCUGUUCGGUCAUCCUAGGGGAACUUGAGGCUUUUCGAAAUUACAUGGGCUUCAGUGUUAAUUUCCCGAAGUGCAAGUGAACGUAAAACGAAAGUAAAAAUAUUUCUUUUUUCUCAUCUCCCCAUCACAUUUUUGAAUCCCAAAAAAAAUUAGCCCAACGUAAGAAGUAACAUAUGAAAACUUCAGAAAAUCGUAGGGAAUUUUUAGAUAAACUUCGAAAAUUGUACAUGUACCUGAGUGGAAAGCUCAUCUAGACAUUUUUAGCCAUAUUCAAGCAAUAGAAAAUUCUAGGAAAUAUUUACUGCUUCUCCGAACAGAUAGUUUACAGAAAUUUAGGCGUUGGGUGCCCCUGCCUUUUUUUUACUUACCAAUAGUAAGAGCGAGAAUAUCAACGAAAUUGUUGUCCUGAAAUUUUAGUGUUUAAGAACUGCGCAGAACUCUACAAAGCUGGUAAACGAAUAAGUGGCGUUUACAAGAUCAACCCUGAUAAUGACGGUGCCUUCGAUGUUUAUUGUGACCAAAAAACAGCCGGUGGUGGGUGGACAGUGUUCCAAAAAAGACUGGACGGCUCAGUUGAUUUCUACCUCGGGUGGGACGACUACAAACGAGGAUUUGGAAAUCUGAAUGGUGAGUUUUGGCUCGGACUGGACAAGAUUCAUCGCCUGACAAAAGAACGCAGCAGACUUCGAGUAGAUCUGGAAGACACGACCGGAAACACAGCUUAUGCUGAAUACAGUGUUUUUGGUGUUGCGAGUGAAAGGAGCAAUUACAAGCUGAGUCUUGGAACAUACUCGGGUAAGUAUGGUCGCCGCGGCGGCGCGGUGGCCACUUGCAGAAUGAGAUGUAACUCUGCAUGACUGGUUUUAAAGUCGUUCUUGGAGAUCAGAGUAUUAUUGAAGCUGAUUCGCGAAAUUUAUCAAAACUCAAUCAUAUAUUGGGACCUUGCACCAAAUUGAGGAAAAUAUUUAAAAAGUGGAUCAAAACAUUAUUAAAAGAAGGUAUAAAUUACGUAACAAACACAAAAGAAGGCACGGAUGGACAAACUUGAGGGAAUGGAUUGCACUGAAUUGCCGUUUUUGAAAACUUGUUAGCCUAACAGUUUGAUUUUCACAGGUUUAUUCUUUUCGUUUUUAUGUAAGAAAUUGUUAUAAUGCUUUGGGUUAUUUAUUUGACGCGAAGCUGUGUUUUUUUUUUUUUUUAAUUCAUUUACAGGUGCAUUUUUCGUAAACGUUAAGUUUCUUAUAGCGAAACGAAGAGAAGCGUGAGACAACAUUAACUCAAUGAUCUAGACAGUCUGACAAAGCCAAGCCCGGCCUUUAAGAUCAUUUUCUCUUUUCUUGAAGGAACUGCUGGUGACUCACUUUCAUAUCAUCGUGGAAUGGCGUUUUCUACCAAAGAUCGAGACAACGACUUGAAUAGCGGCGACUGUGCAAAGCGUUGCAAGGGAGGAUGGUGGUUUAAUUCAUGUCUUUAUUCCAACCUGAAUGGCCUCUAUCAUCACGGAAAACACUCUACGUCAUGGGAGGGUGUCAACUGGAAUACGUGGAAAGGCAGCACCUACUCCGCAAAACGAGCUGAAAUGAAAAUCAAACCAGUUAAAGCCUAGAGCUACCUUCUCUUUUUUUCUGCUGUAACUUAAUCGAUAUUAAGGUCGUGCAAUAUUCAGUAGAUGAGUGACGGUUUAACCAUUCUGAUCAUAUCAUUGAGUGGAAAACCAGUAUAGACAAUUAAAAAUUUUGGCUUUUAAACUCUCUGAGUACAGUGUUCUCCUGUUACACUAGUCAAAUGUUUGCCCCGGAUUCGAGUCAGGGACUGACGACUCAGGUUGGACCAGUGAACUGCCGGUGCUUAGGUGGGGGCGGAGCGGGCGGGGGGGUUAGGGUAGAGGGCGCGACUUAUUUCUUUCAGCCUUAAGCCCACCCCACUGGUCACAACUCUGAAAAUGGAUCACAGCAGACUAUUCGUGGUCUUUUUGGUUGGAUGAAGAGAAGUGUGGUACGCAUUGUCCAAAAAGCCUGUUUUCGUACUUCGCGUAAUCCAGCACACUCUAAAUCAGUACCAUACAACAAACCAAGCACGCUGUUUCGAACGUAAAGCAAAAGUAGAUUGACACGGGUGGAUUUAUGUGCAUGUUCGUUUUCGUUUCCUCUGCGGCUCUGGCUGUGCCAGGCUCUCAGUCACGAUCUGUGUACAUAUAAACUAUCUUUGACUGCAUGAAACAGGCCACUCAUUAAGUUCCAGAUAUGUAUACUUUAGCCACGCCUUACGACCUUUUCUUUCGUAACGUAUUUAUCCCAUCAUUAUUCUUUAAUGGCAUUGGCAUGCACUCAUUGAUUAACAAUGCCGUAACAAAAAGCAAAAAUGGAAAACAAUGUCCCAACAGCCGAAUCUACGUCCUGUCAAAAAUGGACAAGCAUGACAAGUUGAACGUAAAAAAAGAAGUAAUACGUGACAAGUUUUACUAAUCCUCUUUAUCUUAGUGUUUAAAGCAUUAAAAGCGGUUAAGUUAUAAAAUAAGAAACAGGACGAGAAGUGUGCCAUUUGACAGGUUAAAGGUCAAGUCAUUCAACAGCAACUCCACUUAAUCGAUAAUCUCAGCAGUUUACAUAUUUUUCUUCCAGGCUAGUAUUUCCCCGUAGCUCCGGGAAGAGAUUUUAUGGGCGAUUUGAUGAUAACAGUCUUCCCUGCGGGAGAGAGUGAUCUGUUCUUCUUCUUAAACGAAAUAGGCCUUUUGUAACACAGAUAGGGUCACAGGGUACAACUGAUAGUCACGCUGGCGUGAAAACAAUGUAGUGAACCAAGAAAGAGGAUUGCCCCAUGUAUCGUCUAAAAUGAUAAUUUCUUUUCAAGGACCAUUGCGUUGUUUGCUCACAAUGCUAAAUCUGUAGCAUUUCAGUUGACGGUUUGUUGAAAUUAACAACACAGCAUAGAUAUAGGUGUAACUGAAUACAUAACAUAGAGAAUAGAGACAGGAAUGAUAAACAUUUAAAACUACAUUCUUUACCCAUAGCAAAACCUAAAGGGCGUGCAAUAAGGCAUUUUUCACGAGGACGUCAUUUUACUACAAGUGAUCAAAAUACUUCCGGGUUUUCCUUUCGAGGGCAGACUAAAUUUAUAAUUACGACCACAGCUGAUUACAAAAAAGAGAGAAAAAGACGAAAUCAGUUCCCUGGUUGAAGUCGUAGAAUAAAACUAUUGUGAGAACGUCCUGUUAAUGCUAAUGAUUUCCUUUUAAAAUCGAUCGAAAAACUUGAACUGCCACCCAUUUUUCAUGUGCACUUUAAUUCUAACUUCCAUCCUUAAGCUGAAAAAUGGGUGGGAAUUAAGUGAAAGUAUAUUUUGUGUUUCAACAUUAAAGAUCGUUUAAUAUAUUUCCGUUUGCGUAUAUCGUGUAAAUCGCGUGUAUUGCAGCAUGCUCCUUUACUCCGGAGUAUUAAACAGAGAGAGACUCGGAAGACUGUUCAGUGUUUUGCAAAAGUGAUUUAUUUCUCGUUAGUGAAAAGCAGAGAUUUAAACGAGAACGAGUAGGCUAAUCAUGGUUUACCGUCGUUCACUUUGGAGUCUUUGCAGUCUUCUGACAGUGAUAGCUUUACUAAGUUUUGCCAAAUCAAGCAUAAUAGCAAACAACACCGCAGUGCGUAGCCCCGACGAGGGUUCUAAAUGUCAUGUAUACAACACUUACAACUACUACAACAGCCACUUAAACACGGGGUCGAACAAGAAGAUGGAAGCACUACUUCAUCGAGUACUGAAUGAGUUAAGCGAGAUAAGAGAGGAGAUUACGUUAUUAAAAGCAAACAAAACGACUGGUAAGUACGUAUACAAAGAGUGCGCACCCUUACCGUGCACGUAGAAGAUAGGAGUUCUUUCAUUUGUCUUUGUUUUGCUGUGUUUUGUUUGUUACUUAUUUAUUUUUUGAAUGAUUAAAUUCUAGCUAUAACCUUGCCCCUCGUGGCAAUCAUCGAUGAUGAUGGGCAAAUAACUCUACCCGCACUUUCUUGAUAGAGAGAAGUUAACAAACAGCGGACGGAACAGUAGUAAUCAUCAUCAUCAUCAUCAUCAUCAUUAACAUUAUCAUCAUUAUCAUUUUUAUUAUUACUAUUAUUCCUAUUGUAGUUAUAGUAAAUGCUCUUCAGCUACUGUGCGCUCCUCUGCAUAAUGUACAGGCGCUGAAAAAUUAAAACAACUUAUUUCUUUGAGAUUGCACCGUUAAAACAUUUAAAACGCUAAAGGGAUAAAAGUUGAAAAGCAGCUAAAAACUUUCGAUCCAUAGAAAUCCACAAUCGGGUCUAAAUUAAAAAUCAUACCUGAGUCACACUCGUGAAAGACGGUAAAAAAGGGAUAAAAGGCAAAAAUCAGGUUUUCUCUAAAACGACUGCUACCUUCGAAUGCAGCAGUUUGUAACUUCUUAUAAAAAGACCCCUGAUGUUUUCCUCUCUGUGAUGUCAAACGAUACAAAAGUACUUCAGUUGUUUAUUUCUUUAUCCUUAGCAAUUUACAAGAACUGUGGUGAACUCUACAAAGUUGGCAAGCGAAACAAUGGUGUCUAUUCCAUUGACCCCGACAACACUGGUGCCUUCGAUGUUUAUUGUGACCAAAAAUCGGCCGGUGGGGGGUGGACAGUGUUCCAAAAGAGACUGGACGGUUCGGUCGAUUUCUAUCGAGGCUGGGAUGACUACAAACGAGGCUUUGGAAAUCUGAAUGGUGAAUUUUGGCUCGGACUGGACAAAAUUCAUCGCCUGACAAAAGAGCGAAGCAGGCUUCAUGUGGAUCUUGAAGAGACGACUGGAAAAACAGCUUAUGCUGAAUACGACUUUUUUGGUGUUGCAAGUGAGAGAAGCAAAUACAAGUUGAGUCUUGGAACAUAUUCGGGUAAUAUAUAAAGCCUAGAGCCAUACAAACAUAUAAGCGCAAUUAAAAUUUUAUUCCUAAAAUUAUAAUAAUAAUAAUAAUAAUAAUAAUAAUUAUUAUUAUUAUUAUUAUUAUUAAUAAUAAUAAUAUUAUUAUUAUUAUUAUUAUUAUUAUUAUUAUUAUAGAUUUAAACUACCUCUACUAUAUAGCGGUCGAGAGGUCUACCAAAAAUUAUGGCCUGAAAAAGAACAGCUUUGGAUUUGACCCAUUCAGAAAAUUCAUGAUAGCGAAACCACAGAAGGGAAAUAUAAGUAGAGAAGAAAUUUCGUAAUUUGUGACAAAAUGACAUUAUUCCCUUGAAUCACACAUUUAAUUUCUCUUCGCCUGUUCUUUCACUUCUUGAACUUUGCAGGUUAUUGUUUAGACUUACUUCUAUGGGAAAAGUUCGAUUAUUAAGAUAAUUAGGAUAAUUAAGCUUAAAUUAUUUUGAAGUAAAACCUGGUCAAUAGUAGAACUGGAAACGUUGAUUUCCUGGCCAGCAAGUUACAUGAUUCUUCGGCAUGGUUCGAUAGAACUCUCUUUCCUCUGCGCAAGUGGAUUAGUUGUCAAAUAUGAAAGUUGUCUGUGAGCGUCAAUGAAGACGUCAAAAGUGCUACAACGGGACACUUUGUUCCCUGACACGGGACUGGCCACUGGCAACUGACAUGUGAAUGUGUUCAGUAUGAUAGACUCCAAUUUUGAGUUUUACUGGAAAAUAAUGUGAACAGGCUAACCAGUUUCCAGGUUGUCGCAAGUUUGCCAACAGCCCUACCAACCUCGCCCCUCCCCUACAUAAAAACCUCCUGUAGCUGCAGAUCUUAAAGAUCAGACACGCUUAUGAGUGUUGAAUUCCGAAUUAUUUUUUUCUUCUUUUGUUUCUUUUAUUUCCCUUAAAAAAGUAUAAUUUUACCAGAUAACUAAGCUAAGUCGAACAACCUACAACCUGCGAAUUACUCUCUCCGGAUGUGACAACCGGCAGUAACAAUGAGAGAGUUGUAAUUCCCUUUGUCUUGCUUCACUAAAUAUUAAUGUAGCACGAAUCUUCUCAUCUAGGAACCGCGGGUGACUCGCUUUCAUAUCAUCGUGGAAUGGCGUUCUCCACCAAAGAUCGCGACAACGACCUUGGUUCAGACAGCUGUGCCAUACGCUGUAAGGGAGCUUGGUGGUAUCAGUCCUGUGUUGAUUCAAAUUUAAACGGCCUCUAUCAUCACGGGACACACUCUACGUCAUGGGAGGGUGUCAACUGGUAUAAAUGGAAGGGCAACAGCUACUCUGCUAAGCGAGCUGAAAUGAAAAUCAAACCAGUUAACACUUAG
Messenger RNA from Porites evermanni, 10335 nucleotides. The record is from the annotation of a GenBank genome assembly. NCBI's taxonomy places the organism in Eukaryota, Metazoa, Cnidaria, Anthozoa, Scleractinia, Poritidae.